Danio aesculapii is the source of this 703-nucleotide messenger RNA. RefSeq names its product interferon induced transmembrane protein 1 (gene ifitm1). Gene Ontology annotation, cellular component: plasma membrane. Lineage: Eukaryota; Metazoa; Chordata; Actinopteri; Cypriniformes; Danionidae. Bases 39 to 392 code for a protein of 117 amino acids. The transcript is spliced from 2 exons. The record is from RefSeq and is a predicted model, not a curated record.
ACAGGCAUCACUGCGUCACAACCUGGUCCUGAAAUAAGAUGACAAUGCAGAGCUACCAGCUUAGAGGAAACCCCAUGCAGGACGACAAAUCCUGCAACGGUCAGCCAGUGGUUGUGUCCAUGCCUGAACAAAAAUUAGAUGAUGAUAUCAUUUUUUCCACAUUCAAUUUUCACUACUGCAACCCUUGUUGUCUUGGGUUUGGGGCCUUUUACAACUCAGUGAAGGCCAGAGACCGCAGAUUGCUUGGAGACUAUGCAUCAGCAAGCACUUACAGCACUAGAGCUCGACGUCUGAACAUCGCUUCUGUUAUUCUUGGCGUCAUCAAUGCCAUUUUACUGAUUGUCAUCCUUGUCUAUGUAAUUCAAUACCAGCUUAGUCAUUUUGGUGACUAAUGACUCAUCAAAGAAUGCCUGUUUGUAUAAUUAUGCAUUUACUCUGUUUACAUAAAGCAUUUUAUAUCUGAUUAAACUGUUUGUUAAGGAUUGUUUACGUGUUUUUUUCAUUCAUUCAGGCACAUUAUUUACCUUAUUUAGAGAUGUGCUUGCAUUUCCUUUAUUUGUUUUAUUGUUUUCUUGCUUAUAUCACACGCAUGGUGUGAUCUCGGCAAUUGUUCAUAGAAUGAAAUGUAUUUUUGUCUAUAUUUUUUCAGCCACACCCUAUAUAAAUAAAUAUAUAAGAGGAUGAAUAAACACAGUAAACUGUA